AUGUCAAAUAGUGACUUAGAGGAGGAGGAUAGACUUCUAUUCAAGCAGAAUCCUAUAAUUUGUGCUGGGGAACCAUGGCGGUAUCCCUUAUUAACAGAGACAGUGCUUGUAGACUUUGUAACAUACUGCCAUUCAGUUCUGGGUAUAGCUUAUACAUCAAUCAAAACAGGGAUACGUUUCUUUUAUAUUAGAGCAGGUAGGGGCAAUCCAUUGUGGUCACCAGAAGGGGUCCCACUGCCCAGAUUAGAGUACAUUCUAAAGGGAAUCAAAAGGCAGCAAGCACACCCGGCCAGACAACGAUUGCCCAUCACAGUCGACAUCCUGGAUCACAUGUGCAGGUCCUUACAUCAAGGAUGCUUUACCCCUUUUGUUGAUAGCCUGAUGUUAGCAGUAGUUUGUUUGGCCUUUUUGGGGUUCCUCCGUUGUGGGGAAUUCACGGUUAGAGGCAGUUUUGACUGUGACAGUAAUUUGUGUAGGAAUGAUGUUGUGUUAGCGGAGGACAAUUCCUUUAUGGAGCGUACCCUCCGGUCCUCCAAGACGGACCCAUAUCGGAGAGGAGUCAAGAUAGUCGUGUUUGACAAUGAACGAUUCCAACAUGUACACGCUAUGUCUCAAUAUCUGAGGCUCAGAGCCUCUAUCCCCCGUCCCUCCCCCGCUUUGUUUGUGACGCAGGAAGGAUACCCUCUCACAAGAGAAUUUUUCCUCCACAAACUGCAAGUGCUGUUAAACAGGCUCAGUUAUAGGAGCAGUGACUUUAAUGGGCACUCGUUCCGUAUUGGCGCGGCUACUACGGCAGCAGCCAACUUUGUCGACGACCAUCUCAUUCAAACAUUGGGUCGGUGGUCCUCCAUGGCAUAUACACGAUACAUACAUACCUCUUUGGAUACACUGAAAGCUGCUCAACUCGCUAUGUGUCAGUAUUAA
This is a messenger RNA of Haliotis rubra (blacklip abalone), 924 nucleotides long. RefSeq lists its product as uncharacterized. Gene Ontology annotation, biological process: DNA integration; DNA recombination. The transcript is spliced from 2 exons. NCBI's taxonomy places the organism in Eukaryota, Metazoa, Mollusca, Gastropoda, Lepetellida, Haliotidae. The record is from RefSeq and is a predicted model, not a curated record. Gene Ontology annotation, molecular function: DNA binding. Bases 1 to 924 code for a protein of 307 amino acids.